AUGGUUUCCAACAUUGAAACCCGAUUAACCUUUCGGGAGACGGAUGAGGCGGACAAGCCCAUUGCCACCUUUGUGUUUUCGGAGCAGGAUGCGCCUUCGAAGGGGACUGCGUCCAUUGUGGGCAGGGUGGAUGUGAUGGUAAGCGACAUCUCAUUUUCAGCUUGCGUUUCCGAUGCAGAACUGGCGGAUGUUCAAUCCAAAUGGGCAUUCUCAUGGGCAUCAUACAAAGUCAUGAAACAGAAUGAAUCGAUUGAUUCCUCUUCGUGGUCCACCAGACCCAUCAUCACUUAUCUGAGCGACGUCUUUUUGCCCUCUGGGUAUCCGCAAAGUGUGAGCGAUGACUAUCUACCGUAUCAAAUUUUUGUAAGUCAAUUGGUGCGCGAAGCUUCUAUAUCGCAAAAGCCAACAUCUACAUUGGGUCGUCCCUCGACUUUCUGGGUUCAAUCACAGACCGCACAGGUGCUAACUCAGGUCCCUCGCUCCUCCAAACAGGAUUCCCUCCAAGCAUUCUGCAGCUCAAUAGCUGGCCUCCUCUCCUCCCGUGCCGUUCUACAAGGAGUCGGCGUCGGCAACGCGGACGCCUCCCCAACCUCGGCACUCCUCUUACACAUCCUGCAAGACACAUCGGGCCGUAUCGCAACGAUUCUUUUCGCGCACCGCGUCGGCACAGCCCUCGAGCCGGAAUGCAAGACCUACCGGCUCGCUGCAGACGUGUUCAACGAUGUUGCCAUGAUCCUAGACUGUCUGUCGCCGAUGGUGCCGGCGGGAGCCAUGCGCGUCUCAAUUCUCAGCACGGCGGGAGUGCUGCGCGCGCUCUGCGGUGUUGCGGGUGGGAGCUCGAAGGCCAGUUUGAGCGCGCAUUUUGCGAAGUGGGGAAAUUUGGCGGAGCUUAAUGCUAAAGACUCGUCGCAAGAGACGGUUAUCUCGUUGGUGGGCAUGCUGGUUGGCUCCGUCGUUGUCUCACACGUCACAAGCUUCACCACAACUUGGGCAGCCCUAUUGACCCUGCUCGCCUUACAUCUCAGCCUGAAUUAUGCCGCCGUCCGUGCCGUCCAAAUGACGAGCCUAAACCGCCAACGGGCAAAUAUCGUCUUCUCAGCGCUCUUCGACUCCGACGCAGAUAUAAUUUUACACCCAGACACCCUAUACCUCCAAAUCCCCGCCAAGCCGAGCUCAAAAACAAGAUCCAGGGCCCAAAUAAGCCGUUCUCACCCCUCAACCUGGGUUAUCCUCAGCCCGGCCCAAGUAGCCUCUCAAGAACGCAUCUUCCACCGCGACGGCGCCUUACAAUGGCUAUCCACAUCCACCUCCCCCACCGCCACCAAGAACUCACCCCAAGAUCUCGGCAGCGCCGAAAUAGGCAUCUCGCUCGCAUCAUUCUUCACCUACGCCCGCCACCAGCCGUCCCACGACACUACGAGCACCGCCUUCCGAACGCCGAUCCCAAUGGCGCAACUAACAGCCCUCUUCACGCACGAGUCAUACCUCCUCUUCCUGUUCCCGACAUCCAGCAAGUGGCACGCGUCCAUCCUCCUGAAGAAAGGGUGCAGCGUGCGCGCGCAGUUGAAAGGCUGGGCACAUGCGCUCCUCGCAGCGCGUGUUCUGUCUAGUGUUCCUUCGGCCGGGCAUAGUCAGGCCCAAGCUCAAGGCCAAAGUCAAUCUCGGCCUAAGACGAGCCAGGAAGUGUUCGAGGUUGUGGCGCGUGUGCUAGAUGUUUUGAAUGAGGGGGGCCGGUUUGAGGGGUAUGUAGAUGCCCUGGAGGGGGGAGGAUGGGAGGUUGAUGUUGGGGCGAUGGAGACGAGAGGAGGGCGGAGGGUAGAUUGUAAUUAG
Molecule: messenger RNA, 1830 nt
Organism: Penicillium canariense
Lineage: Eukaryota; Fungi; Ascomycota; Eurotiomycetes; Eurotiales; Aspergillaceae
Product: RUS1 family protein
Exons: 6
Coding region: 1-1830 (609 amino acids)
Source: RefSeq, a predicted model, not a curated record